Messenger RNA from Closterium sp. Yama58-4, 348 nucleotides. The record is from the annotation of a GenBank genome assembly. NCBI's taxonomy places the organism in Eukaryota, Viridiplantae, Streptophyta, Zygnematophyceae, Desmidiales, Closteriaceae.
AUGCCCUCCGCCGCGCACUACCCGCAUCGGCACUCCCUCAAGCACACGUGUCUCAUGCAUCCUUCCCCCCUUCCGCUCCGCCUCCUCCCUCCCCCUCCCCACGUUCCGCACGUGCAGUUUCUCGUGGCGGGCGGCGCACUGGACGUGGAGAUCUUCAACCGCGGCAUGCAGCCGUUGGCGUAUAGCAUAAAGACAAAGAACAUGGGCGGCGUGAUGAGCCGCUACCUGGACGGCAUCUUUUUCCUGUUUAUCUUCGCCGCGCGCUCCGAAGCGCAGGUGAAUCUGCAGCAGCGCCUCAACCGCGACGAUGACGUCAUCCGCUCCACCACCUUCCGCCUCAAGGCGUGA